Messenger RNA from Fusarium oxysporum Fo47, 1845 nucleotides. RefSeq names its product PLC-like phosphodiesterase. The transcript has 2 exons. Lineage: Eukaryota; Fungi; Ascomycota; Sordariomycetes; Hypocreales; Nectriaceae. Gene Ontology annotation, molecular function: phosphatidylinositol-4,5-bisphosphate phospholipase C activity. Gene Ontology annotation, biological process: phosphatidylinositol-mediated signaling; lipid metabolic process. The record is from RefSeq and is a predicted model, not a curated record. The coding region runs from base 1 to 1845 and encodes 614 amino acids.
AUGUCUGUCAAAUCAAUGACCGAGAACUUCCCGCUCGCCAGAUACAGGGCUGGCGGUGGACAUCCGACUGGCCAGCGCAACGGCAUUGAGGAAAAUCUAGAAGAGUCCUUCCUCAGCCAUUUCACCCAGUUGUUCAACAAGUAUGCCGGACCCAAUGGCACCUGGCAUCGAGACCAGAUCGGUCUCUUCAUGCAUCACGUCCAAGUCGAAAACCCCGAUGGCCUGGCAAGUUAUCUUGUCGAUCAAGAUGAGUUAAAUCUACCUGAACUCAUCAACUCAAGCCACAACACCUACCUCACCGGGAAUCAACUUUCCAGCGACUCGAGCACUGAAGCGUACAAAGAUGCCCUGUUGCGUGGAUGUCGCUGCAUCGAGAUUGAUGUCUGGGAUGGCAAGGAACAAUGGAAGCCAGGAUUCGGCUCAGAGGAUGAAGCAGAAAGAGAAAUGAAGGAUGUUUCUAGGGAAGCUGCGCCAAGGAAAAUGGGCUUUGCAGAUCGAGCCAUCAUCAAGAUUGGGCGUUGGGCCAUGAAUAAGUUUGAUCCUGUUGACCCCGAUGGCAAGACGGUUGAUGACAGACUCUUAGAUGUUAUCGACGCUGAGCCAAGAGUCCUUCAUGGAUUUACUCUCACCAAAGAGGUUCUCUUUCGUGACGUCUGCCAGACCGUUAAAGAGUAUGCUUUUACCACGUCUGAUCUUCCACUCAUCGUCAGUCUGGAAGUUCACUGCUCUCCACUACAACAAGGCGCAAUGGUCAACAUAAUGGAGGAGGUCUGGGCUGACUAUCUCCUCCCUGCACCCGAGUUCGAGUCCGAUUGCCUACCAUCUCCUCACGAAUUGAGGAACAAGAUUCUGAUCAAGGUCAAAUAUGUUCCAGAGGACGGCAAAAGAAAGGGCAAGGACACGCCUGAUAGUACGGAUGACGAGAGCAUGCUCGAGGUUGUUGUGGAGGGGGACGAGAAGAAGGUCAAGAAGGUCAAGCCACCCAAAAUCAUCCCUCGACUGAGCCGCCUUGGUAUUCAUACUCGAGGGAUUAGUUUCAAGUCACUAGAGGAGCCCGAAGCCUCGAUGCCAAAUCACAUCUUUUCCCUUUCAGAGAAUGCAGCCUUCGCUAUCCAGAGGCGCAUGCCAAAGGCUCUGUUCUCUCAUAACAGACAGUUCCUCAUGCGGACUUAUCCACAUGGUAUGCGGUUUGACUCGUCCAACUACGACCCUGUCAUUUUCUGGCGUGCUGGUGUGCAGGUCGUGGCUCUCAACUGGCAAUCAUGGGACCUGGGCAUGGUGCUUAACGAGGGUAUGUUCAUGGGCUCAGAUGGAUAUGUUCUCAAGCCUGAGGGAUAUCGUCAUGACCCAGGCGAACAACAUAGCAUUGAGGAGUCUCACAUCCCUAGCAAGACAUUGGAAAGGGUGGCUAUCACAAUCAUAGCAGCACAGAACCUCCCGCUACUCAGCCGCCAUGAUGAUCCUGCCAAGUUCAUCCCUUAUGUCAAGAUUGGCCUGCACACAGAGCCAGAUGCACUCUCAGCCAUGGUCGACGAAAAUGCUACUGCUGAGCAGGUCAAGCAAAUUGGGUACAGUAGAGAAACAGGUAAAAGCAAAGGCACCAGUCCAGACUUCGGAGGCGAGACGGUUGAGUUUCUUAAUGUCGAGGGUGUUGUUCCAGAACUGGCUUUCCUUUCAUUCAGGGUCAUGAACGAUGUACCUGGACCUGAUGUUAUGGCCGCUUGGGCUUGUGUUCGUUUGGACAGGUUGAGGCUUGGAUAUCGCUUCUUGAGGUUGCUGGAUAAGGAGGGUAUGCCGAGCAAGGGCAUAUUGUUGGUGAAGAGUGAGGUCAGGGAAGCCUCUUGA